Molecule: messenger RNA, 2011 nt
Organism: Macadamia integrifolia
Lineage: Eukaryota; Viridiplantae; Streptophyta; Magnoliopsida; Proteales; Proteaceae
Product: methyl-CpG-binding domain-containing protein 11-like
Exons: 3
Coding region: 580-1692 (370 amino acids)
Molecular function (GO): DNA binding
Source: RefSeq, a predicted model, not a curated record
AUGAUGUAAAACAAAUGUAGCAAUGGUUAGAGUCAGUGCCAAAAAUGCCUGAAUAAUUGGGUGAGCAGCUUUGGGUAAUUUUGCUGGUCUUUAACCAUUGUGAUAAAAGUUGUCCUUUCCUAUAUUUUGUUUCCCUUGAUUUUAAGUGUCCUGGCUAAGAUAUUACUUUUGCAAGUGAUCACAUUAUUUGACAGGUAAGUUGGUUUCUGCCAAUGGGACAUUCUGAUAUGUUUCAUUAAUAUUUUGCAUUUUUAGUCAUAGACAUGUAGUAAAAGUGUAAAACCCCCACUGCAGAGAAGGGCAUUUGGAGUGGUGGAGGCUGGAGUUGCCUGUGGAUCUGAUACCAACUGGCAAUGAAGGCAGUGCAAUGGCUUGCCAGAAAGACAAUAUAUAUCACACUCGCACUCUUCAUUCAUGAUUGCAUGGAAUAGUACUUGUUCCUUGUGACCCAUCCUCUAUUGGUUUCGUUCGUGGCAACUAAUUAAGCUUGUUGUUUCGUGGAUUUUCAUUUAAUUUCAUUUUGCAAUUAAGUCUUCUUCUUUGUUAAAGUUCAAAAACUAACUGAGCUCUAAAGGCCUCAUGGAUUUCCAAGAUAAGUUCUUUGAAAUAAAGAUGCAUUUGCUGAGAGAUGUGUCACCCAUCACUUCUGGAAAUGAAGGAGGUUUGAGAAAUUUGACCAUUUUUAUGGACAAAGCAAUUAUAUUUAUCAAAGAGGGGCUUCUGAGUGUGGAAAUGCUUCUUUCUCAAAAAGCAAUCUCGUUUAUUCCAAAGAAAGGUGGGACACCAAGGAGGAAUGAAAUAGUUUUCAUAUCACCCACUGGUGAGGAGAUAAAAAACAAGAGACAGUUAGAGCAGUUUCUCAAAUCUCACCCUGGAGGCCCGUCUCUGUCUGAAUUUGACUGGGGCACUGGUGACACACCAAGGCGUUCUGCAAGAAUUAGUGGAAAGGCAAAGAUGACUGAGACCUCAGAAACUGAACCUCCAAAGAAGCGAGAGAGGAAAUCAAGCUCAAAGAAGGAAGCAGAAGAGAAGAAAGAUAAUGGUAGUGGUGAAGGUGAUGCUCCUCAAGAGGAAGAUGUUACCCAUCCUGCUGCAGAAGAAAUUAAGUCAAAAAUAGAUAUAGAAAUGAAUGAGGCAGAGGAUGGGGGAAAAGAGAAUGAUGCAGCAGCUCCUACCAAUGAAGCAGUAAUGGUUGAUGAUACUUUCAAGCAGGAUUCUCAGCAGACCAGUGAGGGGAAAGCUGAGAAAAUGAAUAUAGAGAAGCCUGAGAAUCCCGAGCAGUCAGAAAAUAAGGAAAACAUCGAGCAACAACCAAUAGAAUCUGUGGCACUGCCCCCACUCUCUGUGCCCAUUGAGAAGGUAGCCUCUGAGAGGGAGGUGAAAGUCGCUGAGGAGGUAACCUCUGCAGAAGAAAUCAAAGCGGCAGAAGUGUGUUCUGUCAAAGAAAUCAAGCCGGCAGAGGAGGCAUCUUAUGCCAAAGAAGUCAAGGCACCAGAAGGAGAGGCAAUCCCUGAGGAGACUAAAGCAAAAGAAGGUAUCCCUACUAAGGACACUAAGGAGGGAGAGGCCAAAGUAGGUUACUGUCAACCAGAUAAUGGCAUCCAUAAGAAGAGCCAGGAUGAGAUGGAACCCAUGGAGAAACAUUCAAUAAAUGGUGAGGAUGCACAGCAUCAGCCCAAGUCAUCUUGUUAGCUGCUGAAAACCGUAUGUAUUUUCUCCUCUCAAUUUUAUGGUCUUCAUUUAGGAUCUAUGGCCAAUGACUAUUUAUUACCAUUGUUAAAGGGUUUCUUGUGGCACCUACCUGGCGUAGACCAUUUGUAUCUGUAGCACCAUGCUGCUGUGAUCGUUAUUCGCAUUUUCAGUGGCUUCUUCUGACAUCAUCUGGUCAACUUGUAAGCAACAUUCUUGACAUUCAGUACUUGGUAAUAAGGUUUUUUUUUUUUUUCUUAAUGGAAGUACUUUGUAUUAAGUUACAUAUAUUGAUUUAGGCAACCUUCUCCACCUUUGCUUC